Messenger RNA from Zingiber officinale, 1551 nucleotides. Its product is annotated as leucine-rich repeat extensin-like protein 3. The transcript has a single exon. The record is from RefSeq and is a predicted model, not a curated record. The coding region runs from base 1 to 1551 and encodes 516 amino acids. Lineage: Eukaryota; Viridiplantae; Streptophyta; Magnoliopsida; Zingiberales; Zingiberaceae.
AUGCUGCUCGAAGCUUUCCGAUGGAACAGAGCGGAGCCAUUGAUGUCUUCACCUUCUCAACGCUUCUCGUCUUCUUCGCCAUUCCAACCUCCCAAUUUAAGACUCAUUGAUGCUCACAGCAGAGCGGGCACAGACACCGAAAUCUUCCACCGCCACCAACAAGAACACCAUCGAUGCCUUCUCAACUCUCUCCUUGCAACUCUUUUGCUUCCACGACCAGAAAUGGCGGCGCUGCUCCUUCUUCUCUCCCUCCUCCUAAUCGCCUCUCCCUCAUUCUCCUUCUUCGUGGCGUCAUCUGUUGUAGUGCAAGCUCCUGCGGAGUUUGCUCCUAAACCACCGAGCCAGGCGCACGUAGUAGAAGAAGAGCUGAGAACGAGCAGAACACGAAGUCGAAGUAGAAGGCGGCGGCCAUGGCCGCGGCCACGGCAGACAUCGCCGUCGUGCGAUCCUCUGUUCCGAUAUCUAUUCGGAGCGUGCGGACGGUGGCCGUUUCCUACCACGCCUUUCCCCGACAACCCUUUCGUCCCUUCUCCGCCGCCGCCUCCCUUUGUUCUUCCUCCGCCCGCACCACUUCGGGCGCCGCCGCUUGUUCCAUCUCCGCUACCUCCUGUGCCAAGUCCUCCACCACCUCCUGUGCCAAGUCCUCCACCACCGUCGCCGCCACCUCCGCCGCCAGUGUUCCUGCCUCCGCCUCCGCCUCCGCCUCCUUUGGUACCCUCUCCGCCGCCUCCAUUGGUUAAUCUUAAUCAUCCGCCAACGAUUCCUCGGUUUCCCUCGCCGCCUCUCCUUCCCUCGCCGCCACCUCCCCCGCCAGUGUUCCUACCUCCGCCUCCGCCUCCUUUAGUACCCUCUCCGCCGCCUCCAUUGGUUAAUCUUAAUCCUCCGCCAACGAUUCCUCGGUUUCCCUCGCCGCCGCCGCCGCUUUUAAUUCCGUUUCUUUCCUUUCCACCACCGGCAUACGUCUUCCCGACGCCUCCGGUGCCCGUAGCGGUGCUUCCUCCGCCAAGCUUUCCGGCAAUAGAGCCGCCUCCGUUGGUUCCGCUCCCACCCGCCGACCCCGAUUUCCCGGGAAUACCAUCCUCUCCCGUCGUUCCGUACGACCCACCUCCGACGGCAUUUCCGCCGCCGCUACUAGAGUUCCCGCCAUCCUAUCCUUUCCCGCCGCAAGUUCCCGUUAUCGGCACUCCCCCGUCGAGCGAUGACCACCCGACCGUUCCACCGCCGCCGUUGGUUCCAGUAGGCAGCAGCCCCCCGGAAGAAUUCCCACCACUGCCGAUGUUUCCGCCUCAAUUCCCGACGUAUGGGCCCCCUACCCUGUUUCUCCAGCCACCGUUGUUGCCCAUCGGGGACGACCUUCCGACUCCUCCUACUGGAAUAGAGCAACCGCCUAUUCCAUUUCCCCCGCCGUUGGUUCCGCUGUCCGAAAGCCCGCCGAUGUUAUUCCCUCCGGAAGUUUCAACAGACAGGGCUCCUUCAACUUCUCUUCUGCCGCCGUCGGUGCCGGUCGGAGACGCCCUCCCGAUUCCGCCGGCGGAAACAGAGAAGCCUUAA